Messenger RNA from Gracilinanus agilis (Agile Gracile Mouse Opossum), 2166 nucleotides. Its product is annotated as cytochrome P450 2E1. Gene Ontology annotation, biological process: xenobiotic metabolic process. The transcript has 9 exons. The coding region runs from base 1 to 1482 and encodes 493 amino acids. Gene Ontology annotation, molecular function: oxidoreductase activity, acting on paired donors, with incorporation or reduction of molecular oxygen, reduced flavin or flavoprotein as one donor, and incorporation of one atom of oxygen; heme binding; iron ion binding. The record is from RefSeq and is a predicted model, not a curated record. NCBI's taxonomy places the organism in Eukaryota, Metazoa, Chordata, Mammalia, Didelphimorphia, Didelphidae. Gene Ontology annotation, cellular component: intracellular membrane-bounded organelle; cytoplasm.
AUGGCUUUUCUGGGUGUUUCCGUCGCGCUGCUAGUUUGGUUCGUUUUCCUACUCCUUGUCUCAGUAUGGAAGCAGAUUCAGAGCAGUUGGAAACUUCCUCCAGGCCCAUUUCCUCUUCCAAUAAUUGGAAAUCUUUUGAACUUGGACAUUAAGAAUGUCCCAAAAUCUUUUGCCAAGCUAGCUAAAGAAUAUGGCCCCGUGUUCACAGUGUAUGUUGGCUCAAGGCGUAUUGUAGUGUUACACGGAUACAAAGUUGUAAAAGAAGCUUUGCUGGAUCUUAAAAAUGAAUUUGCAGGAAGAGCAGAUAUACCAGCCUUUGAGGCCCAUCAAAAUUCUGGAAUUAUUUUCAAUGAUUCAGAGACCUGGAGAGAUACACGUCGAUUCGGCCUCAUGGUCCUCAGAGAUUAUGGAAUGGGGAAGCAGAGCAAUGAGGAAAGAAUUCAGAGGGAAUCUCAAUUCCUGCUGGAGGCACUCAGGAACACAAAUUCUCAACCCUUUGAUCCAACCUUCAUCCUUGGUGGUGGUCCCUUAAAUGUCAUCCAUGAUAUUCUAUUCCACAGUCGCCUUGACUAUUCAGACAAGACAUGUCAGAGGCUGUUGCAUAUGUUCAAUGAAGACUUCUACCUGUUAAGCACACCCUGGCUUCAGAUUUACAAUAAUAUAGGAUCUUACUUACGUUACCUACCUGGAAGUCACCGGAGAGUUUUGAAAAAUGUAUCUGAAGCAAAACAGUAUGUAUUUGAAAAAAUCAAAGAACAUCAAGAGGUACUGGAUCUCAAUCACCCUCAAGAUUUAACUGACACUCUACUCAUCCAAAUGGAGAAGGACCAAAAGAACCAAAAACUUGGAUUUAACCUAGAAAAUGUAACAGUCACCGUGGCUGAUUUACUUUUUGCUGGAACAGAGACCACCAGUACCACUUUGAGAUAUGGAUUACUCCUACUUCUAAAACACCCCAAAGUGGAAGAAAAACUUCACGAAGAAAUCGAUCGAGUGAUUGGACCACACCGACUUCCUUCCAUGAAGGACAAAGUAAACAUGCCUUACAUGGAUGCUGUGGUACAUGAGAUCCAGAGAUUCAUUAAUCUUGUCCCUUCUAACCUGCCCCACAUAAUGCAUGAAGACAUCCAUUUCAGAGGAUAUCUAAUACCCAAGGGCACAACAGUAUACCCAACUCUAGACUCUAUCAUGCUUGACAGUGAAGAAUUCCCUAAUCCAGAACAAUUUGACCCAGGACAUUUUCUGAAUGAAAAUGGGAAAUUUAAGUACAGUGACUACUUUAAAGCUUUUUCUGCAGGAAAGCGUGUAUGUGUUGGAGAAGGUCUGGCUCGAAUGGAGUUAUUUUUAUUCAUGUCCAUAAUUUUACAGCAUUUUAAUUUGAAGUCUCUCAUCAGUCCAGAAAAAAUUGAUACCAGCCCACUCACUGUUGGUUUUGGCACCAUCCCACCAAUUUACAAGCUCUCCGUUCUGCCUCGAUCAUAGAUGUUCAGAAGGCACUACGCCAAACAACCCAUUUGAUUCGUUGCUGGAAUCAAGAGAUUUUUUAUUGGGAAUAUAUGCUUCUUGUGAAUAGAGACUGAAUCUAUUGUAAAAUGAAAAAAAUACUUAAAAAAUUGUUCUAGUUUCUUUUCUAGCUCUUGUGGAGAAAGGAAGUUUAUAGGUUAAACACAUACUCCUCUGGUCAGGCAACCUUUCCCCAUGCUUUCUUUGGGAUAUUUAUGUCUGGAAUCUUCUUUGUUAGAAAUUUCCAGGUUUCUACCUAAUAAACUUCUGAUUCUCUGUGACAUUAGAUAUUCAAAACCAAACAAAACUAAGACUAUACCAAUCUCUAUAAAAUCUUUGACUUCCUUCCAUAUUAAGGUCAAAAUCACUUGUGUGUGACAGUUUAAGUAUUGUACUUCUGAAAUGGAUUGUGUUUCUGUCAUAACAUUGGUGCUAGAGCAAGAAGUCAACUUUAACCUGAGGAUCAUCACACCAAAUUUUGGACUUUAUGUAUCCUGCCCUUUUGGAAAUGUGCUAAUAUUUUUGUCUCUCUACGUGACUGGCUGAAUCUUUAUCUCCAUUUUACUUGCACCCCCAACUCAUGUUCCCUGAACAUCUAAAGCUUAAUACCUUUUCUUUGUAUAAGAUAAAAUUUACCUUUAAUAAAGGUCUGGUACUUUAUUA